UGGUAACAGGAAAGUGAAACUCAUUUUACUUCUAGUCCACAGAAAGCAUCAUGGCUGCUGCAAAUCCAGCAAAAACCCUUCUGGAGGAAGCUACUUGUUCCAUCUGUCUGGAUUUAUUUCAGGAUCCUGUGAUGAUAAUAGAAUGUGGGCACAAUUUCUGCCGAAAGUGCAUCACCAAAUAUUGGAAAGGAUCUGAUUGCAGUGCCUGCUGCCCGGAAUGCAGAUGCUUGUUUUCCUGGACAAAUCUCAAACCAAACAGACAACUGGGGAAUAUGGUAGAAACGGCUAAACAACUCGGUUUGCAGCUAGAGAACAGCUCGGAAGGAGAGAGAAUGUGCAAGGAACACCAGAAGCCCCUGACUCUCUUCUGCAAAACUGAUGAGACUCUCAUUUGCCAGGUCUGUGAUAGAUCCAUAGCUCACCGGAGUCACACAGUUGUUCACACAGAAGAAGCUGCUGCAGAUUACAAGGAGAUGCUGCUAAAGCAUCUUAGAAAUCUGAAGGAAGGAAGAAACAAGAUUCAGUCAGCUAAAUCAAAUGGAGAAAAGCCAAGCCAGGAAUUGUUGAAAGAGACACAAACCAAGAUACAAGAGAUUGUAUCUGAAUUCCAACAACAGAGGCAGUUUUUGGAACAACAAGAGCAACUCCACUUAUCCAAGCUGAGAGACCUGGAAAAGAAGAUUGAGAAGAAAAGAAAUGAUUAUGCCAGCAAGUGUGUGCAUGAAAUAUCUUGCAUCACUGCUCUGAUUGGUGAUGUGGAAAAGAAAGAUAAGCAGCCAGCAAAUGAAUUCCUGCACGUAAGACCCCCAUGUAAAAUAUGUAAGAAUGGGAAAUUCUAUUAUCCAGCUGUACCGGAUACUUCCGAUAUGAAGAGAAGGCUUAAUCAGCUCUGCCAAGAGAGCACAUCUCUGCAAAGUUCUUUUAAGAAUUUCCGAGAGAACAUGUUGAAAUCAAAAUGGAUCAAAGAAAAUGUGUUGCUGGAUCCAGAAACAUCCCAUCCCCGAUAUAUUGUGUCUGCUGAUCGGAAGACUGUAAAAUGGGGGAGUGCCCGUCAGCAGUUUCCCUACAACAAAAAGAGGUUUCAGUGUGUUCGCUGUGUUCUUGGCUCUGAGGGGUUCACUUCAGGAAAACAUUAUUGGACUGUGGAUGUAGGAGAUGGAGAUUAUUGGGCUGUGGGAGUGGUCAGAGAAUCUGUGGAGCGGGAGGAGGAAAUUCCUCUUGAACCUGAUGAGGGAAUCUGGGCAAUUGGGCUUUAUGACAAUCAGUACAAAGCUCUGACCUCACCUCCUACUGUGCUAGAGGUAGAGGAUGAGCCAACAGAGAUCCAGGUAUCUUUGAAUUAUGAAGCAGGGACAGUUAAUUUUUAUGAUGCAGAAGAUAGGACCCGUCUGUUCACUUUUCAGUCAGUUGAUUUUGAAGGGGAGGAAGUUUUCCCUUUUUUCCGGAUUGUGAAUUCAUCAACUGUCCUGACGAUGUCCUAUUAAAAGACGUGCUAGUGCUCUGCCAUUGUUGAAAGUGGCAGAUGCUGUAAUGCAAGGGACCAAGCUGAAUGUGAAAAUUGAUCUGGGGGUGUUCUUUUUUGUCUACUCUGUUUAGAAGGGAAAAAAGAAUUAGACAUUUAUGACCACUUAAAUUUAGAAGGUGACUUACAACCUACAGCUGUAGCCGGGACUAGACACAAAUUCUUGGUGAAACUUAGGAUGGGUGGAGGCAGCUGAUACCACUAUCUGCAAAACGGGACUUUAUUUUUAGAAUGUUAUAUUCUCUUAUUAUAUGAAUCUGGCUUUAACUCUGUAUUGAUUUAUUGUUGUUACCCGCUCAGAGCCCAUUUAGAGAAGGGUGAAUUAUAAAUUUAAAAUAAUAAAUAAAAUAAAUAAAAUUA
Molecule: messenger RNA, 1882 nt
Organism: Heteronotia binoei (common prickly gecko)
Lineage: Eukaryota; Metazoa; Chordata; Lepidosauria; Squamata; Gekkonidae
Product: E3 ubiquitin-protein ligase TRIM39-like
Exons: 6
Coding region: 51-1484 (477 amino acids)
Molecular function (GO): zinc ion binding; protein binding
Source: RefSeq, a predicted model, not a curated record